Molecule: messenger RNA, 692 nt
Organism: Vitis vinifera (wine grape)
Lineage: Eukaryota; Viridiplantae; Streptophyta; Magnoliopsida; Vitales; Vitaceae
Product: protein DETOXIFICATION 16
Exons: 2
Coding region: 144-434 (96 amino acids)
Biological process (GO): transmembrane transport
Cellular component (GO): membrane
Molecular function (GO): xenobiotic transmembrane transporter activity; antiporter activity
Source: RefSeq, a predicted model, not a curated record
CAAAACAUAAUUCUCCCAAUUAGAAAAUAAAGAUACUUCAAGUUCAAGGUGAAGGGUACUUUUAUAAUAACAUCUUCAGCUUUGUCGGCUGAGAUUUGUGAUUUGUAUCCCGAGCGGCGUGAACAGUAACCAGCCCUAUCUCCAUGGAUGGAGAAGACAAGAAACCAAGUCUGGAAUCACCAUUGAUUUCUCAAGAAGCUGUGUUUCACUCCAGGAAUGGAGCAAAAAGAGAGGAGAUCUUGGGUGAAGUGAAGAAACAGUUGAAAAUAGCAGGGCCUUUGAUGUUAGUCAAUGUUCUACUAUAUAGCUUACAGGUGAUUUCAGUAAUGUUUGUGGGUCAUCUGGGAGAGCUAGCUCUCUCUGGUGCUUGCAUGGCCACUUCCUUUGCUUCAGUCACUGGCUUCAGCUUGAUGGAAGGGGAGAUCCUGACAUAAAUCGCUAACAAGAGGACAUUAAUCCAAUAAGAGAUGGCAUUUGCAAGGGCAGCCCCUUUGUUUCCCAACCCUGAUUUGAAAACCAACAUCCAACAAGUGAGGGUGUGGAGUAGAGUUGUGAAUCCUGUGGUUAUCAUCAUGGGAACUACAUUGUUUUGAGCUUGUAAGAAUCUAAUAUGACAUUGUAGAAGCGCAAAAGCGAAAAUGCUAGGUAUCAUAAAGUGAGCAUAAAGUCCGGCUUCAGCUGAUAUUUCUGGA